AUGAGAGCAAGAGAUAUUAAUACAACUAUUCAUAACGCUAGUGAUAAUGAUACUACCAUCAAAGAUCCCCCAAACUCCAACCUAAAUGUAAAUAAUGAUUUCCUGGUUAGCACAAGUUCAAUAGCACAACCAAUAACAAAUACCAUAAAUACAAUAUACGAAACCUCACCAACAGCAACAGAUGACAUAUUGGAUCUGGAUCGUAAUAAUGCAACCAUAAAUAGUAAUACAAGCAUACUGAGAAUGCCUUCUAUAAGCAAAAAUUUAAACAAACUGACCGAUGAUUUAUUAUCUAUUAAUUCUAAUGUUACUGCUUUAACUAGUAAUUUACAAGAGGAUUUACUUCAGUCUAUAUACUCAGAUACCAUAACACAUAACAAUAGCAACAUUACUACUGUUAAUACUAAUAAUAGUUCUACGUCUACCAAUCGGAACAUUAACGAUGCUGUUAUCAUGAAGAUGAAUGAUGUCAACCUGAACAGAAGUGAUGACUUAUUUUUGAAGUUACCAGAUUUACUCCCACAUACCGUGACAGCCAGUGAUAACAUCGGGAAUGAUGAUGUCUGCCACUUCAAAAAAAACUUUUUUAUAUUAUCAUCUGCUGGCAAACCCAUAUAUUCAAUGCAUGGUUCGGACGAACAAAGCAUUAAUUUAAUGGGUGUAAUUCAUACUCUUGUGGAGUUUUUCAAAAUUAAUAAAAAUUGUGAUUUGAAAACGUUUGAAAUGAAUAGCAAGAGCAACACCUCAUGCAAGUUUACCUUUUUGAAUAAACAUCCCAUUGUACUAAUGGCACAUUCAACCAACCCGUAUGAAACAGAGUUACAUUUGUUAAACCAGUUAGAUUUUUUAUAUAGCUAUUUACUAUCCAUUUUGAGCAAACGUCAACUAGACAGAUUAUUUUCCAAGAGAGAAAAUUUUGAUUUGAGAAACUUUUUGAACCAGGAAAAUUUCCAAAACUUAAAUUCCAUUUGUAAUAUGAUUUGUAAUGAAUUUCACCCUGAGUUUUUAUUUUAUUCGGGUUCGUUACAGGUUUACCCCAUGAAAAAAAAAAUAAGAGAUAAAUUACAUACCAUAUUAUUAAAAUGUUAUGUGAACAGUACAACAGUAACGUCGACUGAUAACACGACCUUUACACCGUUGACUUCCUUCUUCUAUCCGGAUCAUUACAGAGAUCUAUCAAUAAGUUUACUCUACGGUAUGAUAACUUUAGUAGAAAGGGCACAAUUAGUCUCAGUUUUAAGACCAAAGGGCCAUACUUUACAUACAACAGAUUUGCAUCUAUUAUUUCAGCUAAUUAAAUCGCAAUACUUACCUAAGUACUUGAACCACAACGGCAGCACAAACGAUACAGGUAGUAAUGAUUUAUGGGUUCCCGUGUGUUUUCCUAAAUUUAAUUCUAAUGGAUUUUUAUACUGUUUUAUUAAAUUUUUCACUAACGAGCCUUUAUUAGGACCAGGGUGUUUCUCUUUAAUCCUAAUAUCCGCAAAGAAGGAUUCUUUUCAACGAUUAAAGACCUUGGGCGAUCAAAUUAUUAGUUCCAUGGAACAUUUAACAUUAAAUAAAAUUCUAUCCAAAACAAUAACGGCAACGGGUAAUGGUAUCAACGGCAGUUCAUCUACAUCGCAGCAAAGAAAAAUCCAUCGAUCAUAUUCUUCCAGUAAUUUAUUAUCCAACUAUGGCAUCACCUCCAAUGUGAAUUACGAUAUUCCAACCCUCAAUAUAGUCCUUUUGCCACCAAUGGAUAAUGUUUACCAUUUUAUCUACAAAUCCAAAAAUUUAGUUCAACAUAUUUCACCUCCCAUAAAUGAAAACUUGAUGGACUACUAUUUAUACCUCCAGAAACAAUGUAGUACACCAAACAAUACUUCAUUAGCUAACCUUGCUUCGCUUGACACCACACCUAACAAAGAAAGUUUUAAUGCUAGAAAUUCCAAUGGCAAUAUGGUUGUCGUUACACAAUUAGAUAUCAAAAGAUAUGACGUUGAUAUCAUGAUAGAAUCUUACAACGAUAUUGAUGGGUAUGAUACCACCACCGGUAAAGACACCAAACCGGGACAAUCUCAAUCAUCAUUACAAAUUUAUGGAGUUAGUUGGAUAACAACGGAUUUUGAAUUGUAUUUGCUAGGAAAUCCUUAUUUUUUAAAUAAACGAAAACUAUUACAAAAUGCUAAAGAAAUUAUAUAUUGGUGCAAGAAAAAUGAGCCUAGAAUUUUUAUCAAGCAGGGCGCUGUUUUUUAA
This is a messenger RNA of Saccharomycodes ludwigii, 2238 nucleotides long. It is a transcript of the gene MON1, whose product is annotated as guanine nucleotide exchange factor MON1. Lineage: Eukaryota; Fungi; Ascomycota; Saccharomycetes; Saccharomycodales; Saccharomycodaceae. Gene Ontology annotation, biological process: protein targeting to vacuole; vesicle-mediated transport. Gene Ontology annotation, cellular component: Mon1-Ccz1 complex; fungal-type vacuole membrane. Bases 1 to 2238 code for a protein of 745 amino acids. The record is from RefSeq and is a predicted model, not a curated record. The transcript has a single exon.